This is a messenger RNA of Emiliania huxleyi CCMP1516, 753 nucleotides long. RefSeq lists its product as hypothetical. The record is from RefSeq and is a predicted model, not a curated record. Bases 1 to 753 code for a protein of 250 amino acids. Gene Ontology annotation, biological process: protein ubiquitination. The transcript has a single exon. Gene Ontology annotation, molecular function: ubiquitin-protein transferase activity. Lineage: Eukaryota; Haptophyta; Isochrysidales; Noelaerhabdaceae.
AUGAAACGGAAGCACGAAGCCACCAAGGUGCUCGGCGACAUCGCCGCAGAUUUUCGCUGCUCGAUCACUGCGACGCUCAUCGCCGACCCCGUAAUCACGGCUGAUGGCCACCUCUACGAGCGGGCGGCCAUCGCCGAAUGGCUGCGCACACGCGACACGUCGCCCAAGACUGGGAAGCGACUCGACAGCAAGAUUCUCACGCCGUCGCCGACCGUGCGCUCGGCCACCGAGCGCCUCAUCGACAGCGGCCACCUGCCCGUGGAGGAGGUGCGUGAGUGGCAGACGCGCAAGGCGGCCGUGCUCAUCCGCGACGGCCGGACUGAGGACGCAAAGGCAAUGCUUCUGGACGCCAAGGCAGCGGGCGAUGCGGGCGCAGGCCUGCACCUCGGCAAGCUCUUCCUCGCGGAGGCCCGGUCACUCAUAGCCGAGGCCGAGGCGGCCGGCGUCGAGGACGCAGCAGAGACACUGCGUGCGCAUUGGCCUAGUGCCGACGUGGCGCCGCCUGGAGCAGAGCCGCUGCGCUCUGUGCGGGACGUUCGCAUCGGCCAGAGGGUCCGCGUCCUCUCGCUUGACAUCGCGCGGACGGCCAUGCAGUCGCACCCGUGCGGAUGGAACGCGCAGAUGGAAGAGUUUUGCGGCGUGCUUUCAAAGGUGCUGAAGAAGGAUGACGGCGACGGCACACUCCAGCUGUCGAACCCUGUCGCUGGCGGAAGCUGCUAUUGGUUCUCUGUCGGAUGCUGCGUGAAGCCGUGA